Lodderomyces theae is the source of this 726-nucleotide messenger RNA. RefSeq lists its product as uncharacterized. Gene Ontology annotation, biological process: fungal-type cell wall organization. The coding region runs from base 1 to 726 and encodes 241 amino acids. Gene Ontology annotation, cellular component: fungal-type cell wall. Gene Ontology annotation, molecular function: structural constituent of cell wall. The record is from RefSeq and is a predicted model, not a curated record. NCBI's taxonomy places the organism in Eukaryota, Fungi, Ascomycota, Pichiomycetes, Serinales, Debaryomycetaceae. The transcript has a single exon.
AUGAAGUUCACUGCCGCUUUAAUCUCCACUUUCGGUUUAGUCUCUGUUGCUAAUUCUAGUUUGAUCCAACGUGGUUACGACGAUGACGAUGGCAAGAAUCGCCCUACUCCAACCGACUACCCACCUCAUCAACCAAAAGUAACUUCAUUCCCCAACAAGUUUGCGUUGGGUGCCAAAGUCGGUGACGACAUCUUUAUUGCUUUUGAAUUGAGCGAUGGCCAGAUUGAGUAUGGUACAAAGAAGUAUACUAUCCCCUGUGUUACUCCAACUCCAAUUGUUGAACCAUGUGACACUGCUACUCCAACCACUGUGCCAUGUGAAGAGCCAACUCCAGAACCAGUCACAUAUACUCACCCUCAUCCAAGCAAGCCAUGGAAACGUGAUGGAUUCGAUUUCGACAAUGAUGAUUCAUGGUUGACUUUUGACAACUCCUUGGGAUACGAUUGGUUUACUUUGAAAAAUUCAGUCUUGAGAGAUUCCAAGUAUAGGAUUGGAGAGAUUGCUGCUAAUCAUCAAUUCCAAUUUGAUUCACCAGUUCAGCCUGAUGCGUUGUUCAGCUCUGGAUUCUCGAUUGUCCAUGAUGACGGAUAUUGGCUUUUGGCUUUGAAUGGCAAGACUGCAUUUUGGGAUUCUCCAGUGAAUGAUUAUGGUGUUUACAAGGUCUACAAUGCUCCAAUCAAUCCAAAAUCAAGACAAAUCGAACUUGUCGUUAUUGUUCUUGUUUGA